Molecule: messenger RNA, 2713 nt
Organism: Exserohilum turcica Et28A
Lineage: Eukaryota; Fungi; Ascomycota; Dothideomycetes; Pleosporales; Pleosporaceae
Exons: 1
Coding region: 325-2265 (646 amino acids)
Biological process (GO): intracellular signal transduction; microtubule cytoskeleton organization; protein phosphorylation
Cellular component (GO): cytoplasm
Molecular function (GO): ATP binding; protein serine/threonine kinase activity; tau-protein kinase activity
Source: RefSeq, a predicted model, not a curated record
CUCUCUCCCCUUUAAUUACCACCACGCACUGCCGCACGCCCAUCCUCGCUGCAUAUAGCAUUGACCUUGCCACCCCCCCUUCUUCACACACACACACACUAUCUCUCUCUGGCAUUGUCGUUUGCCCGGGCGCGACCGUAAUUUUCCCGUUCCUACCGCCGCCCUGAACCCGCAAUCCCACUUCCAGUAUUGCCUUCGCUCCCGGUUUCGCCCUUGGCUGCCCACGAUCGCCGCCCCACGAGCGCCGCCGCCGCCGCCGCAUACAUUAAUACACGCCCGCCCGCCGGUGCUAAAGAGGUUUGCAUUCACUGUAGAACCGGUUUAAUGGCCCCAACUUCAGAACCCUCACACUCUUUCCAGAAGCUCAGACUCGACACCUCGACGCCGCACAAGCCCGUCACCUCAACCUUUGCCUCGUUCGCGCCUCUCGCCCGCAAAGACUCGCCGCACGCUGCCCCUGGCCAUGUCCAGUCCCAGCUGACUGCCGAGUUCGCGGCUGCUGCCCCCAAGGCCAACCCCCACGCCGCCUACCAGAGGCGUGGCCACCGCAGCCCCGACCCCUCGGACGACUUUGGCCAUGAGGGUUCGCUAGCCGUCGGUAGCAGUGGCAGCCGCCGCGAGGAUGCUGCCACCGACUACUAUGCCAGAGACUACCGCCACCGCAAGACGAGCAUCAGCUUCAACCAUGAGGUCCGCCUCGACACAGGCGAGGGUGUCGGCCUCGGCGUGCCUGUGCCCAAGACCAAGACUGCAAGGCAGUCGCACUCGCAGUCGCACCGCACCGAGGCGGGAAGCUUCUCGGAUGGCUCCCAGCCCGACUACCUCGAGCUGCCGUACCGCGCACGCAGAGGCAUGCAGUACGGCGUCGGCCAGUCGCGCUUCCCUCUCGUCAACACGACGGCCGCCAACCUUGCGCGAGCCAGCGAGUUCCCCGACCAGGUGGCUUCGCUGACGUCGGACGCAACAGCCUCGCCGCCCCUCGAUGAAGCCCAGACGCCCCUGGAGACGCCCACCGAGUACAUGCUGUCGCCAAUUCCCGCCACCUCGCCCGUCGAGUUCCCCCUCUUCUCGCCCUCGCCACGCCGCAUGGGCAUGCCCCGGACCAAGAGCUACCGUUCCGAGAUGGGCGAAGAUGGAAGCCUCCGGCGAGCCAGCCGCCGAUCGUCUGGCCGCUCUGGCCGCUCGCUGUCGUCCAUGUCGCCAGCUGCCUCGUUUCUGGCGCGGUACAAGGCGUCCGAGGCCCCCAUCCGACCGCCCCAACCCGACGAUGAGGGCCAGGGCAUUGGCUACGACAGCGAGUACAUCAUCGGCAAGCAGAUUGGGUACGGUGGCUUCAGCAUUGUCAAGGAGGUGACGAGCAUGGAGAAUGGCAAGCCCGUCAUCGACGCCGUCAAGAUUGUGCGCAAGAUGCAGAACAACAAGUCCGAGUUCGAGAACGAGCAGAUCCAGACGCAGUUUGACCACGAGGUGGAGAUUUGGCGCUUCCUACGGCACCCCUACAUUAUUCCGCUGCUCCGAGUGUACACGACCGACUACGCUACCUUUUGCAUCACCAAGCUGAACAAGGGCGGGACGCUGUUUGACCUGAUCCGCGACACACGCCGGAAGAGGAUCAACGGGCUGCCGGCCCACUUGGCCAAGCGCUAUGCCUACCAGCUAGCGUCGGCCAUGCGCUACCUCCACAAUGACGUGCAAGUGGUGCACCGCGACAUCAAGCUGGAAAACUGCCUCCUGGACAUGACUGUGCCCAAUGCCGAGGUCGACGGCGGCGACCUUUUGCUCUGCGACUUUGGCAUGGCAGACUUCAUCAUCAGCGACCAGCGCGACGGCCCCGAGCCGCACUCGAUUGGCGACAACCAAAACAUUGGCCCUGCUGAGACUAGCACGUCGAUCGCUGGUAGCUUGCAGUAUGCCGCCCCCGAGCUGUUCAAUACUCCUGGGCCCGUCUUCUCGCCAGCGGCCGACAUGUGGGCAUACGGUGUGGUGGUGUACGCGCUGCUUACCGCCACUUUGCCAUUCAACGAUGGCCUGGACAUCAAGACCAUGGAGAAGAUCCAGGCGUGCCAGUGGGACGCGGACCUGGUUCGCAACUCGGAGGCGGUGCGAGAUGGCGAUAUCGAGGAUGCUCUCGACCUGCUUCGCGGCUGUCUGGAUGUCGACUGCGAGAGGCGGUGGGACAUUCACGAUGUGCUGGACUGUGCUUGGCUUCGUGGUUGCGCAGAGCGCUACGAGCAUGUCUCGCGUCCAUGGGUUGCCGAGUCGUGAGAGGGUGGAUUAGCGAGUGUGUAUGAAUAACGUUUGGUGUUGGUAUGGGUCGGGCUGCGUCACGCACUGGGAUACCCCAUUGGCAUCACUUCUUUUUUUUCCUUUCCUUUCUUUUCUCUAUUUGUUUUUUUGGUUGAUUCCCUUUUUUUCACGCUGAAUUUUCACUGCGGCGCUCUUCACGGCCCGACACUGUGCGAUUCAGUCACUUCAGUUGGCUAUUGGAUACCCUGCUUCGGUGAUUGGAUUCAUGAUUAUGAUUGCUUCUGGCGUUGUCUCAUCGAUGGUUGGCUAGGGCCCAGGGUUGGGUUGGGUCUCAUGAUGGAUUGUACGCUGCUUGGCUUCGUGAUAGAUUUGACUGCCUUUGGUCGGCCUGUUGCCGUGUCCACUGACGCAUCAUCGGCUCACGUAGUCCGAUAGCUGUAUGUAAAAGUGAAAUAAUGUAUUAGCU